UUCUGCCUUUCAGUUUCUCUCUUCCAGGAAGGAAAACAUUCGAGAAAGAGAGAGGGAGGGAGGGAGCGAGGGAGCGAGAGAGCGAGCGAGCGAGCGCCGCGGGAGGGCGGGCGCGCCGGCCGCGGGUGGGAGGAGACACGCCAGGCCGGCCUGCUGCGCCCGGGUCGCCGCGCCGCGACCCGCACACCCCACGCCGUGCUCGCCGGCUCCUACGCCCCCGCACCUCGCGCCCAAUCCGCGCGUUGAGAAGAGCCCCCCCUCCCCCUCGGGCGGCCGCCGCCAGCGAUGCUGCAAGAAACUUCUUAAACGACCGCAUCCCGCUGCCCCGCCGAGCGUUUCUGGGUUGGGGAGAGGAAAGGAAAGUGGAAAAAAACUGAGAACUUCCUGAUCCCUUUCGCUGUGAGACAUGUCUGAGACUCCUGCUCAGUCUAGCAUUAAGCCUCGAGGGACUGGUUCAUGCUGUCCUCACGAGGAAGGGCCUCACCCCUGAGUCCACAGCUUCAGAUGGCUGAGAUUACCAGGAAAUAGCCUCAGAGAAGAAUGCUGAGAUAAUAGGAACCUCGUGAUCCAGGAAAGAGUAUAUGCAGAAUUAACACAGCAGGAACGAAUUUCAUACACGCCCCCAGAGAGUCCAGUGGCAAGCCACCGUUCCUCGACUCCGCUUCAUGUUCACACAGUGCCUCGAGCGCUCAGGAUGGAGGAAGACUCGAUCCACCUGCCAACACACCUGCGUUUGCAGCCGAUUUACUGGAGCAGAGAUGACGUAGCCCAGUGGCUCAAGUGGGCAGAAAAUGAGUUUUCUUUAAGGCCCAUUGAGAGCAACAAGUUCGAAAUGAAUGGCAAGGCCCUCCUGCUGCUGACCAAAGAGGAUUUCCGCUACCGAUCUCCUCAUUCAGGCGACGUGCUCUAUGAACUCCUUCAGCAUAUCCUGAAGCAGAGGAAAUCUCGAAUGCUCUUCUCACCAUUCUUCCCCCCUGGGGACUCUAUCCACACCAAGCCAGAGGUCCUCCUGCAUCAGAACCAUGACGAAGAUAACUGUGUCCAGAGGACACCCAGGACGCCCGCGGAGAGCGUGCACCACAACCCUCCCACCAUCGAACUCUUACAUCGCCCUAGGUCACCCAUCACCACAAACCACAGGCCUUCUCCUGACCCCGAACAGCAGCGGCCCCAGCGGUCCCCCCUAGACAACAUGAGCCGCCGCCUCUCGCCAGUGGAGAAAGCCCAGGGGCCCAGGCUACAGCAGGAGAACAACCACCAGGAAACGUACCCCCUGUCAGUGUCUCCUGUCGAGAAUAAUCACUGCCUGCCCUCAAGCCCCUGGCAGGAGAGCACUCGAGUGAUCCAGCUGAUGCCCAGCCCCAUCAUGCACCCUUUGAUCCUGAACCCCCGGCACUCGCACUCGGUGGACUUCAAACAGUCCCGGCACUCCGAGGAUGGGAUGAAUCGGGAAGGGAAGCCCAUCAACCUGUCUCAUCGGGAGGACCUGGCUUACUUGAACCACAUCAUGGUCUCUAUGUCCCCACCGGAAGAGCACGCCAUGCCCAUUGGGAGAAUAGCAGACUGUAGACUGCUUUGGGAUUAUGUCUAUCAGUUGCUGUCUGACAGCCGGUACGAAAACUUCAUCCGAUGGGAGGACAAAGAAUCCAAAAUAUUCCGGAUAGUGGAUCCCAACGGACUGGCUCGACUCUGGGGAAACCAUAAGAACAGAACAAACAUGACCUAUGAGAAAAUGUCCAGAGCCCUGCGCCACUACUACAAACUAAACAUUAUCAGGAAGGAGCCCGGACAAAGGCUUUUGUUCAGGUUCAUGAAAACCCCAGAUGAGAUCAUGAGUGGCCGGACAGACCGUCUAGAACACCUCGAGUCUCAAGUGCUGGAUGAACAAACGUACCAAGAGGAUGAACCUACCAUAGCCUCACCGGUGGGCUGGCCAAGAGGAAACCUGCCCACGGGGACCGCAGGAGGCGUGAUGGAAGCAGGCGAGCUAGGGGUGGCUGUAAAGGAAGAGACCCGGGAAUAGCAGGGACACUUCUCCUGCCGAUCAAGAGGGACCCAGAGCACCUUAGACAAGCCACCGAGCAAUGGCAGGGCUGAAGUUCUGGCGGAGGGCACAAGCCUGAGACUCACACGUCACGUUCGCUUCUCCUUCUGAUCUCUUGUCUGUAACUCUCACCCUCUCCCUUCCCCUACACCUGUUGUAGUCUCAUGGUGUUUCUGGUUUCGUUUUUUGUUUUUGUUUUUUAAGAACAUGCAGUUUGACUAUUCAUUGUUCAUACAGGGAAGACAUCACAUGUUGUUUUCCUAUGGAAAUAUAUCUAUUAUAUAUAUAUUAUUAAUUUUUUUGUUGUUGUUGCAAAUCUCACCAAGUACGGCCAGCUUGGCUGGUCAGGAAAGAGAAAACUUGCAGAAGGAAUCAGGUUCCUCUUUUUCCUGCCACAUAGAUCUGGUGUGUCCUGUCCAAGUCAGGUCUUAGAUGAGAAAGGAAAACAAAAUGAGAGAGAUACUUUCAAACAAUGGAAAAGAAGAGUUCUGUCUCCAUCUCCCUCUCUCGCCGCUCAUCCCCGCCCCUUUCUCCUUCCCCCUUCUCUGCCUGCUAUGCACUUCACAGGCUUUUCAUCAGAGCUAGCCUCACUAGCACCUGAACUACACAGUGACCCGGCUGCUCUGUGACAGUCAGACCCCUUGGGCACCCAUCUGAGGAAGGCCAGACAUCUCCCCCCACCAAAUGCUGCUGUAUUCUAGAAAGAACAAUGGGAGGAUCGAGCAUAAGAUAGGACAGAGGGUGGCCACAGGAUUUGCAAGGCCCAGGCAGUUUGGGAUUGUCCUGAAAGUGCUACACAUUAGGAAAAUAUGAGAGACCACACAGGCCUGGUAGUUUAGGAGCAAGAACAGGUCACCAAUGUUGUCCCAAGACAUCAUGCCCUUGUGGGAUUGUCACCACCCCACACACACACUCCAAGUCCUAGCCUUUUUCUUCUAUGCUGGUCCUCAUGGAACACAGAACACACAUGAGGGAGGAUGCUGGAAUUUAGUCUCAGGCACAGCCGGUAUUUGCGCAGACAGGAAAUUCCUCAGAUUUAGACUUUUUCCUUUUUUCCGUCUGUCAUGGCUGUAUUUCAGGAGGACAUAUCUGUGGCUCUUCUCCACCUCGACAUAAGGUCAGUAGCAUCUUCCAAGAUGAGGGUAAUGCUAUUCCUUAGGAUUUUUGAUAGCAGGGAUUUUAUUUUAUUUAUUUAUUUAUUUUUGGGAUUUUUUUUUUUGAGACAGGGUUUUUCUGUGUAUCCCUGGAAUUCACUCUGUAGACCAGACUAGGACUCAGAGAUCUACCUGCCUCUGCCUCCCAAGCACUGAGAUUAAAGGUGUGCGCCCCCAUGCUUAGCUUUUUUUCCUUUUCUAGCCAUCUAAGUGGACUCUUUGAAGUUCACUGUUUUAAAACCCAGAUAAUGAGGCCUGCCUUUCAAAACCACCCCUUGUCCUUCCUGUGUUCUCCCACAUCAUGGAAUGAGCCUCUCCCAGCCCUCCUGGGUGUGUCUCUGCUUGGUCAGACGCAGGACACAGGUGAGGCUGACAGACCAGAGCUGACCUACAACUACUCCUAAGUGGGGCACAUAGAGGCUAGGAGGACCUGGACAAGUCACUCUCCCGACGUCAGCUCACAGGCGGACUGUGGUUCACAGACACUGGAAUUGAGUUGACUGGGUAUCUUUAGUCUUGCUGUGACUUCCCCGUGCCUCCCCCACAACCCACAAUCUGCCUUCAAAGAGGUCAGUGACCUGGGUGAGGGGUUCCCUCUUAAUAUUCAUGGGGAAUGAUGAGAGUCACGUGCUAUGUGUUUCUUGAAAGCAUGACAGGGGUUCCUUUUUUUGGCCUCUAAAAAUGACUGGUACCUUAUAUCAAAUGGGGAGAUUAAGCCAAAUACUUGUGUUGUAUGAGCCACUGGGAGGAAGAGCAAGUGAGAAAGGGUGUGCUUUUUGUUUUUGUUUUGACUGAGGUCCUUUGUGUGAAUAUAAAAUGAGAAACUACAACACUUCAUACUGGCCACUUUGCCCAUGCGUAGAACUCAGUCCUUUAACUGCCCAAAGAAUUGUCCAUAUGAACUGUGUAAGGAAAUUCCUCUGUUCCCUAAGGAGUCUUGGAUGACAGCUUUGGCCACUUACGUUAGAAAUGCUCAUGGCAGUGCCGUCUUUAUUUCACACCUGGUGUUGCCAUAAUUGAUUUCUUUGAUUCUCUUACCUGCAAAAGCCCUUGUUUGUUUUUUGGAGAGAAAAUAUGGCCAGGGUUGUCUGGGUUGUCAGGGUUGUGCAGUGCUCUCAGGCUUCAGACUCACAGAAUUUAGAUUUAGCCAAUCAGACCUUGGAGGAAACACCACAAUGGGGGUCCUGUUUUGUCUUUUUGGUUUUUGAGUUUUGGUUUUUUGUUUGUUUGUUUUUUUACAAUCAACUAUGAUCUUCUAGAUCGACAUUAAAGCGACAUUAAGUUCAAGAGGUGAUAGAAGGAAUCUAAAAGCUCCUUUAGUGGCCUUUUUCUGCAGCCAUUGUGGGUUGAGUCAGGAAAGGAAUUUGCAGGGAAGCAUUGCCAUGUGGAGGAUGGGCAUUGCCACCUAGGUCCUGGGAUUCUGUCCUGAGUCCUCGGCCGGGCUGUCUUCAGGUCUCCUUCAGCAGAAACCAGGGGCAGCUGGUCAGAUGUUGACAGCAGCUUCUCUUCCGAUAAUUUUCAUCCAAGGCCACUUAGUGCCACUUGGAGACAGGGUCCCUGAUGUCCCAUAUCUGGUUUUGGAAAGAGAAUGGUCCUCAUAAGAAAAGAACAAAACAGGCUUCUUGCCUAGUACAUUCAGGUCCCUCUGAUCCAGCAUCUUUUUACACUAAUACCUUGUCCAGAUAAGAAUGUCACUCCAGCUGACAUCUAGAUGUCUGUGAGGAGUCCCUGGAAUGACCACUCUUGUCUUUUCACACUGUUCGGGAUCCAACCAUAAACACAGUUUGGCCCAUUCACUGUUGUUGGCAGAAGACAACCUGAGAGAGGUCGUGUCACUUUCCGUGGGAGCAGACAGCAUGACACACAGUUGGGAUCAGUAUCUAGCCGGCCUGCACUUAGCAGCAGGAUAAGCGUUCAGAAGGCAGUUAGAAAUUAUUCUGGUUUAAACCCCCAUUUGAUCCAUCCCCGGCAAAGAGACGAAAGAUGCCAAGGGUGGUUUUUACUGCCCAGUCAUUCGGUGCUAGUUAGAGCUGCUGUGCGUUCUCAGCCUGCUCCUCUUCUGAACAGAAACCAAAAUUGGACGUCAUGAGAAACCCAGUGGAGCAGGGGUACAGAGGGACACCCCAGAACCCUGCCUAUCAACAAGGCACACGGGACUCACCCAGCACUCUUUUGGCCCCAUCCGCAUCAACACUAAACAACUUCAAAUGCGCCCGACUCUUUUCACCCUCACAGGUGAACCCUCUUCUGGAGACUUCUCUUUGUGACGGCACCCACCUGCAAGCCAGAUGAAUCUAGAAUGACUUUUUGUUGUUGUUGUUGUUUAGUUUCUAAUCUCUUGUUUAUGAGGUGUGGGGUUUAUAAGGGACUGAAUCAAAUGAAUGUAACAAAAAAAGAAAAAAAAACAAACAAAAAAUGCCUUUUCUCAGGGCCAGUGAGUUGCAAAUAAUUUUUAAAGAAAAACCUAUAAUUACAUCAUCUCAAUAAAUUUUUUAUAAAAAAAAAAAAA
This is a messenger RNA of Mus musculus (house mouse), 5707 nucleotides long. RefSeq names its product ets variant 6 (gene Etv6). Gene Ontology annotation, biological process: regulation of DNA-templated transcription; hematopoietic stem cell proliferation; cell differentiation. The record is from RefSeq and is marked reviewed. The coding region runs from base 695 to 2023 and encodes 442 amino acids. The transcript has 9 exons. Gene Ontology annotation, molecular function: protein domain specific binding; DNA-binding transcription factor activity; RNA polymerase II transcription regulatory region sequence-specific DNA binding. NCBI's taxonomy places the organism in Eukaryota, Metazoa, Chordata, Mammalia, Rodentia, Muridae. Gene Ontology annotation, cellular component: nucleus.